ACAGGCGUGUUCGUCAUGCAAACUGGCACUCCACUGGAGAGGUGUGAGGGCAUGAAGCUAACGCACGAAGAUAAAAGUAAGAUUAAUUUAACGAUAGGAAUACAAAAAUCAAUUUAGCUGAUAUAAAAUACUUGGUAUGAUAUACUGUUAAAACAUUAGAGUUGUUUUUGUUGAUUUAAUCACUGUUUGCCUGCGAUGGCAUGUCGAUAAAGCUUGGCUAGCUAGUCAGUUGCUCUGUUAUUGCAGUUGUUCGUAAAUGUCAGACUGUUUGUUUAUCUAGUCAACUACUAUUACUGCGUUUUAUUAAUAUGAGAUGAAAAUACGAAAAAGUUGGUUAUUCUGCUCUCGUGCAUUUCAGCUGUCGUUAACUAGAUUGCAAGAUAAUAGCUAGUGCAUGUCAACUUGACAUUGGGUUGCACUUGUUAUCUGACUCCUUUUACCACAUGGGAACUAAUUUGUAUAGUAAAUCAUUGCUUUUUAGCUAAUUCAGGGCGCUUUAAAGUGCACAUCAAAGUCUCAUUCUAGAUAUAAUCAGUCCGUGGUUCUAGAAACGAAGAUGUUGUCCUCCGUCCAGCAUCGCCCUGUGUGUAACAUGGGGGCCAGAGCUGUCCGACUGCAAAGCUUUAGCACUUUUAAUCAAUGCGGCGCGGUAAGUAGCAAAUCAUGGCUGGGUGAGCGCGUGGGCCUGCUGCUGUCAUGGCUCCAAAAAGCAGGAAGGGGAACGAACAAACUGGCCUCCGAGAAAAAGAAGAAGGAGAGACUAUGGUCUCUAUUCGCCAGCCACUGUAGCUUUGUGACGGGCCAGAGGCUGAGAAGGGCUUUUCAGAUAGGAGAGCUGUACUCAAACCUGUACUCUGAGAGAAGCAGGUGGACACUCGUGGGCAGCAUAUGGCGACGCCUGCAGAGCAAACACGCCCCCACUGGAAAGCUCAUGGCAGCACUGGCUGGAGUCUUCAUGUGGGAAGACGAGAAGAUCCGAGAUGAUGAGCUGAGAAGGUGUGCAUGGGAGCUGCAGGCACUGGAGGAGGUGAGGAGCCAGAACGUGACACCAAAGACAGCCGUGCAUGUGGAUUCUGGAUGGGAAGUGGUCAUGGAGAAGAAAAACUUCAGAGUUUGGAGGAGACCUAUCGAGGGUAGCCAUCUUUUUGAAUACAGAGUGUUUGGUUCAUAUACAGACGUCACCCCCAGGCAGUUCUUCAAUGUUCAGUUGGACACCGAGUACAGAAAGAAGUGGGACGCACUGGUUAUAAAACUGGAAGUGGUGGACAGAGAUGUAAACACAGGCACCGAGGUCGUUCAUUGGGCGACGCAUUUUCCAUAUCCUAUGUACUCCAGAGACUAUGUCUAUGUGCGCCGAUAUCAAGUUGAUAUGGAAAACAACUUAAUGAUCUUAGUCUCCAGAGCCGUUAAACACCCCAGUGUCCCAGAGACCCAGGAAUUCGUCCGAGUGCACUCUUACCAGUCUAAGAUGGUCAUCCGCCCACACAGGUCAUUUGACGAGAAUGGCUUUGAUUACCUGCUGACCUACAGUGAUGAUCCCCAGACGGUCUUCCCUCGCUACUGCGUCAGCUGGAUGGUGUCUAGUGGCAUGCCAGACUUCCUGGAGAAGCUUCACACCGCUGCUCUCAGAGCUAAAAACAUGGACUUUGGUGUCCACGACUACGUCAGCAUCGCAAAACCUACCCAACCCACCCAAGAAAGACUAGGAGCUGACAGUGCUCACACCAGAGGCUCAAGCCAGAUCUACGCCUGAGCCUCUGGCCACAGCGAUUGAUGUACUGUGGCAAAAUGACCCAGAACAGGAUAUUUCAUUAAUUGAAGCCACAAAGAAAACUGAACCAUCUAUUCCCAAAAUUAACUGCACUAGCUCGUAUCCCUCGCUUUUUGUGCUUUUAGUUUACUUCCUCUUUCUGUAGGGUGCAUCUAUGCCAGACUGCUGAGAUGAGCCAAAAUAACGCCGUUAUUAAUUGUAAACACUCAUACCAAAGCAGUAUUUCACUGCGCAUUUCUUUAUAUCACGAUCAUCAGAAUAGAUCAUGCAGUUGAGAUGCUGAAAAACAACAGGAGAACCGUGUACAUGUCCCAAAAAAGCUUCAAGUUCAGGAAGUUGCUUCUGUACAAAGCCACGUUUUUUUCUCUUUGUGGUUCUUUUCUCCAGCUUAUACUGUGAUGAACUGCUCUCAGCUGAACCAGAUUGACUCCCCAUCGUCCUCGUUUACUGUGUGAAUGUUCAUUGCCAGUAAAACCCAAACAGCCUUCACAAGAUCACCAAAACCUGCUCUGGAAACAAAAGAGAGGUGUGUCUUAUGCGAACUGCAACAUCCUCACGGACAGGCUGGACUUCCUCCUGUGCUCUACAGGGCUGUUUGCAGUCUAAAACAUCUAUUGUACUCUGAACUCCAGCAAAUGAGGACGCUAUGAGAGUCAGCGACGCUGACUGACUCUAUAUUGUAAUGAAAAGUGGAAGGGCAGUCUGCAAUCGGCAUACAAACUCACUGCAGGAUGGAUUUUGUGCAAGUGCAAAGAGUUAUGGGAUUUUUUUUUUUUUUUGUGAUUGGGAAUCCACUUUAACGGUAUUGUCUGUAUUGUACAUGUUUAUACUUCAAAAAAAAGUAAAAAAAAAAAAAAAAUCAGUAGUGUCAAACUUUGCUUGUUAAUGCAGAUUAGUCAUUUUGUUCAACUUUGAACAACCUGCGGACAUAAAUCAAGUUUCUUAUCCUGUUUUUGUCUCCAUCCCAUCAUUACAUACUGAUAUUUGUAAUAACACAGCAGUGAAAUUGCAGAUACAGUAGCACUUCAGUUUGCUGUGGGGAGAAAAAUGUAAAUCAUCUGAGGAAAUGCAAAGGUACGUGCAUGUUGACUUUUGUGAUGCGUUUCUUCUUUAUGGUUUCUGCAGAGGGAAAAUUAAGAUGAACGCAGAUCUAUUGAAUCCCAAGGUCAGAUGUUACUUGGUGGAUGUGUGCAAAUAUAUACUCCAUAUAAGUAUGGCAUCCAGAUGUCCUCUGUUUGAAUGAAGCUCUUAAUAAUGGCAUGACACUUUAUUGAACGUAUUACAUCAAUUUCCUGUGUUGCAUAUUACAUGUUACAGGAGGGGCAAUUAACUUUGCAGUGGAAUUAUGUCCCAAAGAAUACACACUGUUGAGUUAGGCUUGUUGGUGGACAUCGAUAUACCCAAACAUGUGACUUUUUGCUUUUGAAUAUCUGUCCUAUUAACUCUUGUAUCUUAUGAAAUUGUAAAUUCCCCCUUUUGUUUGUACUGUUAGUUUUUGUUUGUUUGUUUUUUUUUAUUCAGCUGUAAUACCCUUGUCAUGCCAGGUUCAUUAUAAAAAAAAUGUGGUUUGAAUGUAUUUGUGUUUAACACCUAGAUAGCACUGCCCGUUUACAUCUCACUGUGUUUAAUUAAAAAAAAAAAAAAGGCUGCAAAAUUUUUUUAAAUUUUUUUUUAAUUUUUUUUUAUUUUUAUUUUUUUUGCUCUGCUCUGUUAUGGAUGAUGAUCAUGUUUAAAACUAAUGCUCACAGUGGUCAGUCAAAGGUACGUCUUCUGUUACUAAGGAAUAUUUCAGGUUAAUAGAAGUUAUGCUCUAUUGACAUCUGUGGCAUGUUGUCGAAUGCCACAGAAAAAGGCUCAUGGAGCAUAACUGCAUUUUUUUUUUUUUUUUUUUUUUUUUGCUCCGCAAUACAUACAAAUGCAAACUUGCCAGUGUGAUAUAUUUUUCCGUUUCCCAAAAGUAACAGUGUUAAAUUAUGUCCAGGCAAUUUGACACGACUGUCCUAAAUAUGGUUGUUGAGUGCGUUUAAUGUUUCAUCAUGCUAUUUCAUCAUGUUGAAAUCCGAGAUAUUCUCUAGUAUACUGAAAAGUGCACUUGAUAGCAUUUUCACUUUUUCUAAUAUCUAAACUAGAAGCGUUCUACUGUAAUCUCAUGUGAAACAGAAUGAAUGUGUGAGAGGUCAGGAGCAUGGGUUUGUUUUUGCUCUAAUGUGAAAAUGAUCCUUCUAAAUCAUUAAUUGGUGAAAAUAAAUUAAAUGAAAUUAA
Messenger RNA from Megalobrama amblycephala (Wuchang bream), 4033 nucleotides. It is a transcript of the gene stard7, whose product is annotated as StAR-related lipid transfer (START) domain containing 7. Gene Ontology annotation, molecular function: lipid binding. Lineage: Eukaryota; Metazoa; Chordata; Actinopteri; Cypriniformes; Xenocyprididae. The record is from RefSeq and is a predicted model, not a curated record. Bases 557 to 1753 code for a protein of 398 amino acids. The transcript has 8 exons.